Messenger RNA from Cajanus cajan (pigeon pea), 895 nucleotides. Its product is annotated as CASP-like protein 7. Lineage: Eukaryota; Viridiplantae; Streptophyta; Magnoliopsida; Fabales; Fabaceae. The record is from RefSeq and is a predicted model, not a curated record.
UUGUUGCAGUCGAUGAAUGCUUCUAUGGAGUAGGUCUCAUUCUUCUUUUAAUAAUAUAUGCCCAUGGUUGAACAAGUACGAGCAGGUGGAUAAUUUCAUUAAUUUAUACGUGGCAUGCUUUUGACAACAAAAAACAAAGCCACUCUUGGUGCUUUCCAUACCUAAUUCAAAUUGCCAUGUUGUUGGGAAAACCGAAAUUUCACAUGCUAUUCUACGACUAUAUAAAUGCAUGUUUUAGAUACCUCUAGUUAAGAAGCAUCAUCAUCAUAAUAAGGCAUAGUGUGAGUGAGAGAGAAAAUCCUAGAAUGAAGGGAGGUUCAAUUGAAGUUGGUGAAGGUAGAUCCCCAAGAAAAGGAGGGGCAAGAGGGUUAUCUAUAAUGGACUUUGUUUUGAGAAUUAUUGCAGCUGUUGCAACACUAGGUAGUGCAUUGGCCAUGGGGACAACUAAUGAGACUCUUCCCUUUGCCACACAAUUUAUAAGAUUCAGGGCUGAAUUUGAUGACCUUCCCUCCUUUGUGUUUUUUGUGUUGGCCAACUCUGUUGUAUGUGGCUAUCUUGUGCUUUCACUUGUGUUAUCUGUCUUCCACAUAGUCAGGAGCACUGCUGUGAAAAGUAGGAUUAUCCUCAUUGCUCUUGAUACGGUAAUGCUGGGUCUGGUCACAGCAGCAGCCUCUGCAGCAACAUCCAUAGUGUACAUAGCACACAAAGGAAACGCAGGUGCCAAUUGGUUUGCAAUCUGCCAACAAUACAACAACUUCUGUGAACGUAUUUCGGGUUCCCUCAUUGGCUCUUACAUUGCUGUUGCUCUCUUCAUCAUACUAAUCAUCCUAUCAGUCGUAGCAGUCUCUCGAAACUGAUGUCAUGUGUGUGCUUGUGCUCCAACUCUUUAAUUAUA